Protobothrops mucrosquamatus (brown spotted pit viper) is the source of this 1084-nucleotide messenger RNA. RefSeq names its product LEM domain containing 1 (gene LEMD1). The coding region runs from base 189 to 983 and encodes 264 amino acids. The transcript has 8 exons. NCBI's taxonomy places the organism in Eukaryota, Metazoa, Chordata, Lepidosauria, Squamata, Viperidae. The record is from RefSeq and is a predicted model, not a curated record.
GGAGAGGAAAGCUUACACGUGGGAAGGGCUGAAGUCAAGAAAUACGUAAUAAAGGUCUUGGGGGCCACGGGAGGCGGCUCAUUGUCCCGAUAAAGCACGAUGAAUGUAAUUGAAAUCAUGGAAAAUAGAAGAUCAAACGGGAAAUCCUGGAAGGAAAAAUAAACAAAGAAGGCCCACUGUUUGGAGACAUGGAGAAUGUUACUGUAGAUGUGCAUAUAAAAAGCAAGGAACAAGACACCGAAGGACAAAGUGUGAAAGAAGAAGUUGAUAUUAAAACUCUGACUGACACUGAACUAUGGAAGCAGCUUUGCUCAUAUGGAGUUAACCCUGGACCAAUAUUACCUUCCACAAGAACCGUUUAUGAAAACAAGCUUCAGCAAUUGAUGAAGCAAUGCCCAGGAGCAGCAGCUGGAGAGAAAAGCCGAAAGGUUGAUUGCGAAACGGAAAAUGUUGGAGCAAAAGGACCAGCCGCAGAAGUCGUUCUUCAGAACAGUAACUUUAGAGUAUCAGCAGAACGUGCCUGUAGUUCUGAUCAUAAAGCACCUUUAGAUGAAAUAACAGAACGCCAGAAGAAACUCUUGUCGCCUGAUUCUGAGCACAGUUUAGCCAAAAUAGUAGCAGAACUUCAAGAGAUAUUACCAGAAGGUAAAAUGGCGUCACAUCGGUCACAAGGAUUAAGGAAGAAAGUUGGCAAUAGCUCUGAGACAACCAAACAAAAGAAAAGUGAUACACUGCACAUUGAUUAUGGUCAUCCUGAUGCGAGCACCGUAGGAACUAGUUCUCGAAGAAGAAUAUUAAGAGAGACUCCUCCUUCACUUAAGAAACGUCCUGAAAACAAACCAGAGAAAACAUGUGAAAAACCAGCUGAACGACUUAUACCAAUGAGGAUAAAGAUUGCUGUUUUUUGUAUCUUGGUUUUCCUUCUCUUUGUAUAUGUAACUAUGGAAACCAGUCCAUUCACAACCUUCUUUAGCAGAAAAUGAGCACCUCCCUUCCUUGAGAGAUGCGUGGGAGAUCAAGGAAGGCACUUUGGUUAGCUGUUUAGGAACAAGUGAUUUCAGUAACUCAUUAAACAGCAAAUGGG